AUGCUCGGUGAUUUCUGCUCUUAUGAAGCUGUUAAAGAAUUCUCUCACCCAGUCUUUGAAAUUCCUGCAUAUCAAAAUGCAAACUGCACCGAUGAAAAAUCUGAUUCUGAGUGUCGUAUUAAAUUUGAACAUGGUACAGCUACACUAGCUUUCAAAUUUCAAGGUGGUAUCAUGGUUGCUGUUGAUUCGCGUGCUUCUGCCGGAAGUUACAUUG
Molecule: messenger RNA, 214 nt
Organism: Dentiscutata erythropus
Lineage: Eukaryota; Fungi; Glomeromycota; Glomeromycetes; Diversisporales; Gigasporaceae
Source: the annotation of a GenBank genome assembly